AUGGACAUGGCAUCGCCGGACGCGGAGCCGGACGCGGUGUCCAGCGUACGCACGGCCGGCAUCCAUCACUCCAGCAUUCUCUUUUCCAGCGACCAGCAAAUGUCCAUGUCGGCGCUCAUGUCCGGGCUGAAGCGCACGACGCUCACCAUCCACAACCGCCUGCGCUCCAUCGCGACGGACGCGGAAUUCGUCGCGCGAGCGGCCAGCGCCUUUGGCGGCGGCGCGCCGGGAGACUACACCCCCGGGCAGGGGACCGCGGAGGAGACGAACAGGUCCGGCCGUCGGCGGCCUCUUGUCGCCAACGAACGCUGCGGUAGCUGGUACGUGCCGCCCGAGACCAAGGGCGGCAGCGCCUACUUCAAGAGCACCGACGGCCACGAGCGGGCGUGGAAGUUUAGCACCCGACGUCUGAACCUGCACAUUGUUGAGCUUGCCGAGAAGCAUGACGGGGUCAUUAUUGUCGAUUCCACGCGGCGCGGCAAGCGCAUGCCCGACGCGCUGUCCACCACCAUUCCCGUGUGGUGCGCCGUGCUCAACCGCGUGCUCCUGCCGGACCACCCGCUCUCGCAGGCGCUGUUCCUGCCGCCGUCGCUGCCGCCCACGACGCACGCGCAAGUCGCGGCGCUGCUGCCGGUCUUCGCCGCGUCCCUGGAGGCGCUCGCGCUGCCGCUGCCGCGCGGGGUGCUCAGCAAGCCGCUCCGCCCGCUCUGGAUCACGCAGGACUCUGCGCUGCCGCCGCCCGGGGGUGCAGGGCAGCCUUCGCCGCAGCGCGUGGUCUUUGACGACUACCGGCCUGUGAUUUGCUGCACGGCGAGUCGCCGCGUCGCGGGGAGCGAGAUGGACGAGGGCGGCUACAUACAGGGCGCGGGCGACGACACGGAGAACUGGGCGCACGGGCUCACGCCGCCCGUCUUCUGGAAUAACGUGCACGUGCUACUGGACGCGGCCGAGAGUGCGCUGCCGGCGCUCAUCAGGCGGCUGGUGGAGGAGGAUCGCGCCGCGCAGGUACCGGUGGGCAGCGAGGCGCGUGUGCGGCUCGCGCCGGGCAUCUACGUGUGUCCGACUGCGUCUACGAUGGCUCCCGAUGCCGAGGGAGAGUGCCAUAUACAACUGCUCGCAUCGACAUCGCCGAAAGAGUCGUGGGUCAAGGGGCCGCGUUUCAUGCAAGUCGGGCUCGGCCACAGCAAAGCCGGCAGCCGCAGCUUGCGCCUCGCUCUACCUGACAUUUGUGCGUUUGCGCGUGGAUACAUGGAUGGUGCGCCCGCAGGUUGCGAGAAGAAGAUCGUGGUCUCGUGCGACUCGGGAAAGGACUUUUCUGUCGGCACUGCGCUGGCGCUUUCGUGCUUGCUGCUUGAUGACGCAGGUGCGUUGCGCGAGGAGGGCGCACAGGUGGGUUUUACAAAGACGGCUGUGAAGAGCCGGCUGGGCGGGUUCAUGAUGACUUUUCCGGCAGCGAAUCCGAGUCGCGCUACACUGCAGAGCGUUAAUAGCUUCUUGAUGGACUGGAGGAAUUAG
Cordyceps militaris CM01 is the source of this 1515-nucleotide messenger RNA. RefSeq names its product tRNA a64-2'-o-ribosylphosphate transferase. Gene Ontology annotation, biological process: charged-tRNA amino acid modification. The coding region runs from base 1 to 1515 and encodes 504 amino acids. NCBI's taxonomy places the organism in Eukaryota, Fungi, Ascomycota, Sordariomycetes, Hypocreales, Cordycipitaceae. The transcript is spliced from 2 exons. The record is from RefSeq and is a predicted model, not a curated record. Gene Ontology annotation, cellular component: cytoplasm. Gene Ontology annotation, molecular function: tRNA adenosine(64)-2'-O-ribosylphosphate transferase activity.